GUACCAUUUUGUAUUAAAUAUCGCCGGGUUGGCUUUGCUUACACAUUUCAUUCCGUGUUAGGUUAUUACCCGACAACGUUUAAUCUGUAUACAACACGUCUUUGAAAACAAAUUAUCAACAAGAAUUACAUCUAAAUAUACGUGAAUUACACCAAAAUGUCUCUGCCAACCAACACUGAUUUAACAGAAGAAGAUGCCGCCGAUCUGCAAUUCCCAAAAGAAGUCAAAGCAUCUCCUGCAGUUAGCAGUACACUUAAUAAUAAAUGUGACAACAAAUGCGGCAAUUGUGAUACUGAUUUAUCCGAUAGGUAUAUUUUAUGUGCGCAGUGCCAGGAGACACUUUGUCUCAAUUGUUUCGCCAACGGUGCUGAAAUGCGCAACCACAAAAACGAUCAUCCUUACAAAAUAAUCAACCAUGACUUCAAUCUGUUUGAUAAUACUGACUGGACAGCUAAAGAAGAACUAGCACUUUUGAAUGGUUUACUCAACUAUGGCAACUGGCAGAGUAUAUUAAAACAAUCCACAGUAUUAUCACAUCGAAGUGUUGAUGAAUUAAAACAACAUUAUGAUCAUUAUUAUCUAGAAAAAGCAGGGUCUGAUCAGUUCCCUAACAUUGAACUACAAGAAAAUGUUCAGUAUAAACCACUUAUGCCUUAUAGAUUUAAAACAAAUGAAGUGCCUGAUCCAAUCCGAGGUGAUGACAAUGUCUACGCAGGUUAUUCAGCUGCCAGGUCUGAUUUUGAGUAUGAUUAUGAUAAAAACGCAGAGGAUAUGGUGGCGAAAUUAGAUAGUCUAAAUCCAUCUGACGCUGAUUACGCAUUAUUGAGUAAUCUACAAGUUGGUAUUUUGAAUGCAUACAGAAGGAGGCAAGGAGAAAGGCAGCGAAGGAAAGCUGUGAUUCGUGAACAUGGUUUGAUUAUGCCACAGAAAACAAAAUCAUGGCUGCAGAGGUAUUACACGACGAUCACGCCAAUGGUUUGUGAUAAAUUAACGCGGUUUAUGCAGUUCUACACUGGGCAGAAGUUUGUUUAUUUGAUGGAGGGUUUACAUCGGAUUGGAGAGCUUAAACUGCAAACGUCAAGGUUAAUAGAAUAUCGUCGUCAUGGAAUUUGCACUCUACAAGAAGCGAAACUUUAUCUACGAUUAAAAAAGCAUCGGGAAGCUUGCAUGAAAGAUUUAAAACGUUUCCAGCAGGCUUCCGAGUUGUCCUUCAAGUAUAAACAGCCCGUAUCCCUGAAUGUGGGUGUGAAGCGACGUGGAUUAACCCCGUUGGACAUUGUCGGAUUACCCGGAUACGAAAAAAUAACCACCAACGAGCGUGACUUGUGUCGGACGAUUCGUUUAUCACCAGAUAAUUAUCUAGACCUGAAACAGAUAUUAAUUCAAGAAAAUAAUAAAUUAGGCUAUUUAAAACUGCUAACUGCUAGGAGAUUGUUGAAAAUCGAUGUGAAUAAGACGCGGAAAUUGUAUGAUUUUCUCAUUUCCGAAGGGCAAAUUGUUCCGAAAGUGAACGAUUAAAUUUUUCCGAGAUA
Messenger RNA from Dalotia coriaria, 1532 nucleotides. RefSeq names its product DNA-directed RNA polymerase II subunit Rpb4-like. Lineage: Eukaryota; Metazoa; Arthropoda; Insecta; Coleoptera; Staphylinidae. Gene Ontology annotation, cellular component: RNA polymerase II, core complex; nucleus; SAGA-type complex. The record is from RefSeq and is a predicted model, not a curated record. Gene Ontology annotation, molecular function: chromatin binding; nucleotide binding; translation initiation factor binding. The transcript has 3 exons. Gene Ontology annotation, biological process: regulation of transcription by RNA polymerase II; chromatin remodeling; transcription initiation at RNA polymerase II promoter. The coding region runs from base 157 to 1518 and encodes 453 amino acids.